UUAACAAAAGCUGCUACUUUCAUUCUUUUUAACAACAUUGGUUAGAAAUAAUGCUAUACUAUUUUUAUACAAAAUAGUUGUUUGAGUACAAUAUAAAUAAGUAGUAAUAUUGAGGCAUGUAGUGUGAGUAGCAUUCUCCUACUAGCUGGAUAAUUUUCGCUUUAUUUCUAGUUUCAUUACUUAAAUGUUACUAGAUCAAUUUGUACGUGGGCACAUGUGUUUUUCUUAAGAAUGUACGAUUUCCUUGUUGAGGAGCAUUGAUAUUUCUGUUUUAUAUGUAUCCGUCGUACAGAUUUGAAGACGUACUAUUAUUUAAUAUAAAAUAUUAAUACGUUGCAGACAUAUAUAAAAUAAGAAUGGAUCAUAAUCUAUUUCGGGAUUAUUGUAAAGCUGAAAACAGCGACGACGAAGAAGCGAAUUUUGAUCUGCAAUCUCGAUUGUAUGCUGAAAUUUAUUAUGGUCCAAGGGAUAUAGAAAGUAUGGAUGUAAAACCAGUCAUUAAAUCCGAAACCGUUAGUACCGAUAAUGAAGCGUUACAAAGAAAAGAAAGUAUUAUUACAACACCCAAACGCAAUGACAAUACGAAAAAGGACAACUAUGAUACAAAUCACAGACAUUCAGAGAAUAGUUCAACAAUAAUUGAUAAUAAAUCAAAUAUUAAAGCUACUGUUAAUCCAAGUCAAACUGAACCAGUGUAUGGUGGCACAGACAGCCAAAAUAAUUUAAGUGUAUCUUCUAUAAAAACAUUGGAGCAUUCUAUAGGAAAUAUUGGGUCUCUAAAAAAUGAUGCAGAUUCAAUGAUGUGUCAUAAUGUGAAGAAUGCAAAAACUAGUUUAGACCACCAGAAUGUAAAAACAGAAAGAAAUGUUGCAGAACCAGAAGUAGAAACAGAAAGCAAAGAACAAUUAUCCUUGAAGCUUUUAAAUCCUGAAACACCUGUCCAAUCUUCUUGCAAUGAAGAAAAGAAAGAAGUAACGUGCACCGAAAGAAAUUCAAAUGAAAAUAGUGACAAUAUUUUAACAAAAUAUGAAUUUGCAAAAUUGAUCAUUAAUAAACUCUAUCUUAGAAAAUAUGUAGAUUUAGAGGAAAAGUUACAAGAAGCAGAACUUAAAGAAAGAGAGGAAGCAGAACUUAAAGAAAGAGAGGAAGCAGAACUUAAAGAAAGUGAAGAAAAAAGAAAACAGCAACAAACUAGGAACAGUACCAAUGUUGUAGAUGAAGCAGAUACAGACACUAGAUAUAAAGUACAGACUAAAAAUGAAAAAUCCCAAAAAACACCUGAUUGUUGUGAAGAAAUCGUUUUAUUGUCAGAAACAGAUAGUAAUUCUGAAGAUUCCAUUUUAGAAGUACCUAUUCCACCAAAGCCUCUACCCCCUGUUAUAAAUUUAAAUGACUCUGAUGAAAGUUCUGAUUCAUCAAGUGAUAGCGAUAGUAAUGUUGACCCAUUUAUUGUAGAACAUAAAAAUGAUACAUCAAAGAUUACAGAUGAUAAGCAUAAAAGUGACAAAUCUUCAGUUACAAAUACAGUGACCGAAGACAUAAUGCUAAAUUGCACAGAAGUUCAGAAAUGUGCUUCAAGUAUAGAAGAAAUAAGAGAAGCAAGUAAAAGUGUUCAGUCACAGCCGAUCUCUAAUCAAACUCAAUUAGGUAUAUUAUAUUACCCUUUCAGCGAUGACGAAAACACGCAAGACAUUCAUUUACCAUCGAUAUCUACUGCCAAUAGUAAUGUUGUGUAUGAAAGAGAUAAAGAUGAAUCGAUCAAUUUUGCGGAAGAUGUACCUUUAACGAAUUUCCUUAAUGAAUCACCUAAGGAAUCAACUUCAAAUAAGAGAAGGCGCGAUGAAACUGAUAAUGAAACUGGUAAUAAUGCGGAACAAAAUGAAAACACAGGUAACGAAAGUAAGCGUACUAAACUAAGCCCCGAGAAACCUCCUAAUAACGAUAAAAAUAAAAAGCAAACAUGGGAAGAAUAUUUCUUCGCUCCCCUGUCUGACAAUCUUAAAGCCUUUUAUAACGAAUCUCGAGGGCAAGAGAAUUUCGAUAUCAGAGAAAUACAAAAUAAAAUGUCAAGAGACCCAAGACUUUGGACUAUUUUAGAUGAAGACCUGAUACCUGACCUUGCGAGACAACAAAGAUAUUGGAAUUCAAAAUGUAAUUACUGUCAGUUCGAAGGACAUAGAAGACGCAACUGUCCAGAACUCACUAAACCUCCGCGAUGUCAUAUGUGUGGUAGUGAAGGACACACAGAAUCUCGAUGCCCUGAAAAAAUGUGCCUCACGUGCGGUAAAAAGCAAGGAACAUUUAGAAAAACUUGUGAGUCAUGUCGCACAUUAUAUUGUAAUAUGUGUAAUGCUGUAGGACACAAAUCAACAGAAUGUCCUGAUCUCUGGAGAAGAUUUCAUCAGACUACACAAAACUGUGACAUAGAGAUCCCAGAAAGUAUAUCCGACGUUAUGAAACCCCCUGAUUUACUCUACUGUUGUAAUUGUACAAAACGCGGUCAUGAUUCUUCGACCUGUAACGAAUAUAGAUGGUCGCAGCAUUUUCCAACACCGGCGUAUGUAUCGAAUUAUGUAGAUGGACCGAAAUGUGAAAAUCCUCCACCUGCUGUAAGCAGUAAGAGUGAAGAUGUCAUUCCGCUGGCAGCGAAAAAUAAGAAACAUAAGUUUAUGUCAUUUCUUCAAGGUCAAGAAAACCUUGAUGGUUGUUUUGUUGUGUAUUCGUAUGGAGCUUUCUAUAUAAAAGAACCAAAGGGCGAAGAGGUUAAGAGAAAUCUUGUGGGCGAUCAAAUUCAUGCUUCUCAGUUGACAAACUUCUUAAAGGGUCGUAUUGUUCCAACAUUUUUGGACCAAAUAAAAAAAAUAAUGAAAUUUGAAAUCAAAAUAUAUUACGAUUCACAAAGGUCACUAAUGAUAAGGAUUCGAUCUAUGGCUAAUGUUGCUCCAAAUCUUUGUGACAUCUUUGUGUUUUGGCUUAAACUUUCUGAUGAAGAUAAACAUCUGAUGAUAUUUACAGAUUUUCCGUAUAGUAAAAGGAAGAUGGCGAAAUUCUUAAAAACAAAAUUGGAUGCAAUAAGAAAAGAUAUAGACCAUCCCGGCAAUCUUCAUCAGCAAAUAAAAGAACUUAAAGAAGAGAUACCUAAUGUACGGGAUCCUAGAGAAAGGGCUUCAAUGUCGAAACAACUAAUGUCUCUUCAGGAAAAAUUUACCAGAGCGUUUCAUUCUAUGCCUAAGCAGAGUGCAGAGGUAAAGAGAUUGAGAAAAUGUAUUAAAUAUUUAAAUACUAGUGUACAGCAUCAGGUUGAAAUGUCGCUGUAUUUUAAUAUUAUGUACGUUUAUAAUAAAAUAUUUCUACCACGUACAUUAACGAGCGCUGAAUUAAAUCGUUUUCUUAAAAAAUAUCAAAGAUCAGUAAACACACAAAUCAGACAUAAUCAAAAGUACAUGGAAAAAAAAAAUGAAGAAUGUAAAAAGCAGAAGAAACAAAAACCUAACCCUUAUGAAUCAUUUGUACAAAAAAUAAUAAAUACCAAUGAAUCGAAAGGUAAAGCAAAUACAUGCAAUAUUACCGAUACUCCACCAAAACCUAGCGCUUAUCAAACAUUUGUACAAGAAAUAAGAAAUUACAAUGAAUUGAAAGGUAAAACAAACGCAUGCAAUACUAAUGAUGCUGCACAAUCAACAAAAUCAUCUGUGAAACAUAAUAAACAAACUUCAACUGUUAUUUCUACUACUGUUGAACAUCCUGUGAUGACUAAUACUGUUCAGUAUGACAACGUUACAGAGGGUAGUACAGGGAACGCUCGCGUGGAAAAUAUUAAUAUGGAAACUAAUAUUAACGAAUCUAGUACAGUUUAUCCUAUAGAAAGAAUAUCGUUACCACGCGACCAUGUGCGGAGAAAAGAUAGCGAAGUGAUAGAUACUGUAAAGAACUACAGUACUACUCCAUCUUCGAAGCCUAGACCUAUGGUAACAAGAUCCAUGUCAAAAGAUACGGUUGUUCGACCUAAUUUAAUAACUGUACCGAUUGAAACCACAGGGAGUCUUGUGAAGCACUCAAAGAAAAAACAUUCUGAAAUAGAACCACCACAAAAUAGUGCCGAAAAAUCAUCAGAACAAACAAGCGACAGUAGCAAAGUAAUGGAUACAUCUUAUUCAGAACAAGAUGAUGCAGCUAAUUCUGAUGGAAAUGCUACAAAAAAGAAAAAAUCGAAAAAAUCGAAAAAAGCAAAAACAGACCUUGAUGAUAGUUUGCAAGUUACAGAAGAUCAAGCGACAAAUUCUGAUGGAAAUAUAGUGAAUAAAGCUCAAACCGUUAUAGACGAAGCUCUUGCAUUUAGUUUGCCGCAUAUGAAUAAAGCUGCGGAAGAAGUUCAGAAAAGGAUAAGUAACAACAAUCUUAAGCAAGAGCACAUUAAUGUGUUGCAAAGACUAAUAAACUUAGAGAAAGAACACCAACAAUAUGUGAGUUCUUUUUGUAAUUAUUUACAGUGAACGUUAAAGCUUUUAUUAUAUUCUAAUUUCAAAUGUAAUACCGAAUUAUUAAAGCUUUUAAUAUUUUCAA
Messenger RNA from Osmia bicornis bicornis, 4563 nucleotides. RefSeq lists its product as uncharacterized. Lineage: Eukaryota; Metazoa; Arthropoda; Insecta; Hymenoptera; Megachilidae. Gene Ontology annotation, molecular function: nucleic acid binding; zinc ion binding. The record is from RefSeq and is a predicted model, not a curated record. The transcript is spliced from 6 exons. The coding region runs from base 357 to 4493 and encodes 1378 amino acids.